Messenger RNA from Corylus avellana, 573 nucleotides. RefSeq lists its product as uncharacterized. Gene Ontology annotation, molecular function: RNA-DNA hybrid ribonuclease activity; nucleic acid binding. The record is from RefSeq and is a predicted model, not a curated record. Lineage: Eukaryota; Viridiplantae; Streptophyta; Magnoliopsida; Fagales; Betulaceae.
AUGGUUUCUGACCAAGUUGAGGCAGCAAAAUCUGCAAACCAUGGCAGACAAGAGGAAGGUCAGCGAGUUCGCCAACGACCACUGGUACGCUGGAGCUUGCCACCACCAGAAUUUGUGAAGUGCAACUGGGAUGCAGCGAUUGAUUUAGCAGGGAAAAGGAUGGGUGUGGGGAUAGUAAUCAGAAAUCAUGUUGGUGAGGUGGUUGCAGCACAAUGCUCUACUAGGCCCUAUAUUGUUGAUCCCAUGACAGCAGAAGCUAUCGCGGUAUGGACAGUGGCUCUUUUCAUUCGGAGUCUUGGUGUGGAGAACGUUAAACUUGAAGGGGACUCCCUUAGGGUGGUACGGGGACUGCAAGGAGAUGAGAAGUGUUGGGCAUCGGUGGGACACCUGCUAGACGACACGAAGUUGACUCUGGGAAGUUGUCGGUCCUGGCAAGUUGUUCAUGUCUGGAGAGAAGCAAAUUCGGUAACGGAUAAGUUGGCUAAGACAGCAUUACAGCUGAUUGAGGAACACCAAUGGAGGGGUUCCAUCCCUUUAUGCAUUCGUGAUAUUGUUAUGGCUGAAAACGUUUGA